This is a messenger RNA of Triticum urartu, 9619 nucleotides long. The record is from RefSeq and is a predicted model, not a curated record. Lineage: Eukaryota; Viridiplantae; Streptophyta; Magnoliopsida; Poales; Poaceae.
UUCUGACAGGUAGUAUAAAAUACUGUGUAAUGGAGCCCACCCACUGUGGAUAUUUUAUCUUUCUAUCGUUCUCCUCCACACACCAGUAUGCUCUGUUUCCCCCAUUUACAUUCUAUCUCUAUCUCUCCAUCGCCAUUGUUUCUACGGAAGUUCUUCCCUCUGGUUAUGAGUAUAUUGAUUUGAAGCCACGAAGCAGCUGUAGGACAUAUAAGAUCUGAUUUUAGGCCGGGAUGAGUUGAAGGUACUGACUGGGAUCUCUCUGUCCAUCAUUUAUCCAAGAUCUUAGCGGGACAUCAAUAUUUUCGCCGCUGAGGAAAGCAAAUAAGGCUAAUAUGGAUAGUGAGAGGGACAGCAUCCCAGGCAGUUUUAUGGAACUACUAAACAUGGUUGAGCAGCCCAUGUCAAAUUUCAAUCAAGAAAACACUAUGAACUCAAUACCCGAAGAAAGUUCGUGCUUUUCUGAUAGACCAUAUUGUUCAGAAGACACUGAUGUACUUUCGAGACCUAACUUAAGGGUUGACACUUAUGAUUAUGUCGAUGAGUCAAAUGAAGUUCAGUCCAGUCUUGAAUGUAUGAAAGAAAAGUUUGCGAUUGCUGAUAUGAUUUCUGCCCCUGAAAAUCUUGACGAGCAGUACUUAUUUUCUGCAUACAAUGUUCAGAAUGAGGAGUCUGAUUCUAAUGAACGAUACCUUGAAGGAGGACAAGUUGGAGCUGUGGAACACGGGAUUAGAAGUUUUUGUGAAGACACAUCUGUUCAAAUGUUAAAGACGAUUGUUGGUAUGAAGUUUUCAUCAAAGGCAGAAGCAUAUGACUUCUACAAUACAUAUUCUUGGGUGCUUGGUUUCAGUAUUCGGAAUGGUGAUAAUUAUAUUAAUUGCAAUGGCGUACAGACAAUGCAGGAAUUAAUUUGCCAACGAGCGGGAAUCACCAAGAAUACUAAAUAUGCAACUACUAGAUGUGGUUGCAAAGCAACACUCAGGGUACAUCUUAAUGAAAAUUCAGAAUGGUAUGUCAAAGUUUUUAGGGAGGAACACAAUCAUUCCCUUGUAGAAUCUUGUAGCGAGAAGAAGCACCUGCAUUCACAUCAACAUAUUGACAAGCCAAUAAGAGAUUUAAUAAAGAAUCUUCGGGAGAAUAAUGUUUCACUAACGAGGGUUAAUUCUAUAGUAGCAGGUUUCUAUGGCUCAACAAAGAAAGUACCAUUCUGUAAGAGGAAGUUGCGAACUGUAUGUUCUCAGAUUGCUAGUGAAACACUUCAGGACGACAUUGCUAAGACACUGGAGAACUUCCGUGAUAUGAUAGCACUGGACGAUAGAUUUGCUUUUUGUGCACAGGUUGAUGAUGACAACAGGCUUAAGUCACUAAUGUGGACUACUGGAAGGAGUAGAUCAUUAUAUAAUCACUUUGGAGAUGCAAUAACUUUUGACACUACUUAUGGAACAAACAUCUACAAAAUGCCAUUUGGUAUGUUUGUAGGAGUUAGUAACCACUUUGAAAGUGUAAUUUUCGCUGGAGUGUUUUUGACUAAUGAGAAGGAAGAGAAUUUCUGUUGGGCUUUUAAGCAAUUUGUUGCUAUGAUGGGAGGAAAACACCGAGUUACUAUUCUUACAGAUUAGGCUAGAGCAAUUGGAAACGCAGUCAAGAAAGAGUUUCCUCAUGCAGAACAUAGAUGGUGCAAAUGGCACGUCCUGAAGAGGGCUCAUGAACUUCUUGGUGCUGUGUAUAGCAAGCACAAAACUUUUGCCGAUGAUUUCCAUAAGUUAGUGAACCACAGGCUGACUGUAGAAGAGUUUGAAGAUGCGUGGGAUUUCGUUACCGUCAAAUAUGGUUUGCAGGAACAUCCUUUCAUGACUAGAGCCUACGAGUGUAGGCACAAAUGGGCGAAACCAUAUUUUAGCAAAGUUUUCUGUGCCAGAAUGUGUAGCACUCAACGUAGUGAGUGUGCAAACUUUAUGCUGAAGAUACAUACUAUAUGCAAUUCUUCAAUAAAUGCAUUCAUUACACAAUACACUAAGCUUAUAGACGAUCGUGAGAGUUGUGAUGCAGAUGCUGAAAGGAAGAACAAACGGAAAAUAAUUAAGGUCCAUUUUGGAUAUCCAAUGGAGAAGCAUGCUUCAGUUAUCUAUACUGCGAAGGUUUAUAAUCUAUUCAAGAAGGAGCUCAUUAAGUCAACAUAAUACCUUGUGCUUCCUAGCUUGGAGGAACAUACUUUUGUUGUCAAGCACGUCUAGGCCGAGUCUAGGGAAUCGUGGUCGAAAGUUAUAUACAAAAUCAAAGUAGACGAGUCUAUUGGAUAUUACACUUGUGAAUGUGGACUUUACGAACAUUUUGGUGUUCUUUGUAGCCACGUCCUAGCGAUUUUUGUGAACAGAGGUGUCUGCAAAAUCCUCGAUUGUCAUAUAAUGAAGCGGUGGACAAAGCAAGCCAGGUCAUCUACUUUCAACAAUAAGUUGGAAAAGUAUAUCUGUGACACGAACGAGGAAUCUAGAUCAUUUAGGCACAAGCUAUUAUAUUUUGCUGUAAUAGAUAUAGUGAAUGAAGCUGAAACUGAUCCAGAUGCUUUUGCAAUAGCAAAGUCUAAUUUUACUCGCUGCAAGAAGGAAUUACAUGAGCACAAACUUUCAAAGACAACUACAUGCCAGGUCGGAUAUGGAUCAAUCCCUGAACAUGAAGUAAGUACACAGUCUGGUAUUCAACAGGAAGACGACGAAGUUGGUGAUUCAUGUAUUCAAAUAGUUGAUACCGCAAGAAAUCUCUCUAUUCUGGUAUCUUCAAUUCUUGCACCUGCUAUAAUGAAGAAGAACGGUAGACCAUCAAAUAAAAGGUACAUGUCUAGCAUGGAAGCAAACAUCAAGAAGAAGAAGAAACGUGGGAAAAAACCUGACCCGAAGAGCAAACAACCUGGUGGUGUGUUAGGGGUUGUCCAGUCAAGGUUUUGCAGCAAAUGUCGAUCACCAAUCCACACGAUAAAAAAUUGUCCUGAACUAUAUUUACCUUAAUGUUAUUUGUUUGCUUUAUGUGGUUUCAAUGAAAUGACUAAUGAAGUGUGUAAUGAUUGGCAACUGCUGUGUAUUAAUCGGUGAGCUAAGUUCCAUCUUAUUAACGUUAGUAUUUAUUUAUAAAGUAGGUUUGCCAUAUAAAUUCCGUAAUUUGAUUUCGAUGUCUUAUUUUCAACAUUCAUUUCUAUCCAUUGAAAUUCUGGAUAUCAAAUAUAAUGAGAAGAUAAUUUGCAUUAAUGCAUAUUAUUAUAUUCAUUACAUAGUUUUCCUGUUCAUAAUUUUUAUUAUUAAAGUGGACAUAUUUUGUAAUUACUUGUCAGAAAUUCGUAAUCAAUUGAAACAUGGUUUGAUAGAAUUGUAUAGCAUUUUUGGUAAGUUUUUAACUUUUAAUUACUUACCAGGUUAGUUUACCUUUUACAGUAAAACCAUUGCAAUUCGACAUCUCUUAUACAAAUGUUUUGUAAGAGAAAUCUCUCAUUAAUGGAAAGUUUCAAACAUUGUACAUAUCUAUAUUAACCUGAUUUUUAUGUUGCUGUCCUAUAUUGUUUGAAAGUUUGGUAAUUAAUUUUACUUUAGUAAAUGAGUAAGUACGAUAUAGUCCACUUUACUUUAAUUAUCAAACCAUUAUCGAGUGCAUUGAUCAAUUGUUACAUUGAUGUACAAUGUCUUACUAGUUUGUUAAUGUACAAUCCGUGUUGCGAGGAAUAUGUAUUAUGCAUUCUUACUAUAUAUUUCACAAUAACAAAUACUAAUUAUUUCUUCGUUAAUUGUUUAAAACGAAAUCAUUAAUGAUAUGUAUUUUUCUCAAGUAUUAUAAUUAAUAACAAUUAAACAUUGUUUCUUUAUUUUUUAAUUUCAACAUAGAUUAGUAACUUAUAGUUGUAUGUUUCAUAUUUCAAUAUUAUUGACUUCUUUUCAAUUGCAGUUAUUACUUUCUUUUAUAGUCAAAUGAAACUAAAAAUCAAUUUCAAUUAUCACUUAUAAUAAUUUACGUCUUAGGGUUGACAUUCAUUGUGCAAGAUUUGGGGCAUUCAUGAUUAUUAUUUGUUUUAAGUUAAGCUAUUUUAAUAAUGUUUGUAAUGUGAAAUUACAUUUAUGUAAACCGUACGAGCAUAACUACAAGUCUGAGAUUACAAUUACUUAUCAUUAAUCUAGUACUGUACGUAAUGCAUUAUUAUAACAGGAAGUAAUUUGAACAGAUGAAGUACAUUACUUUACUUACAAUUAUUUGUUUACUUGUGAAUAUUUUAUAGAGCGGUUGAAAAAUUACAAAUGGAUAGGAAAUGAUAUUCGAAUAAAUUGAAAUUUGUUACGUUCUGCAUAUUAUGGUACAGGUACAUGUGAUAUAAUGCAGAUAGAUUAACUACUUUCAAAGUAAAUUGAAAUCUGAAAAGUUUUCCAUAAUUUUUAUGAUACUUUGAAUACAAAUAAUAAUUGUCCUCAAGUAUUAUGAAAGUAGAUAACAUAAAUAUCUCAUACAAAAUAUUUAAAUAUCACGUCCAAUUGUUCAAUUCAACUCUGGUGCUAUUCCCCUAAUCAUCAAUUGUUUCUAUGUAGGAAGUAGGAACUGUUCCAUGGUUUCCUUUAAUGGACAUCAACUCAUACAACAACAAAGGCUUGAAUGACAUUAUUGUUUCCUGCAGAAGAAGGAACAUGUAAUGAAAUCUUAGUAAGAUGCAACAGAUUUUCAAGAAGGUAUAUGGAUAGAAGAUGUCACUAUUUUUGAUAAUUACCUGUGUGUGGGCUCCAAUAAUUGUGUCUCCAUGGAAAUCCCGAAUGGAUAUAAUCGUCACCAAACCAGAGUCGUCGCUGUCGAACAUUUCAGUAUUAGAAAAACCUAUACACAAAUAUUACUUGUGAAUGCAUUCUCAAAGUUUAAGCAAUAGUACCUGCUAGCACCGUGAAUUAUAGGCUUCAAGUAAUUGGUGUCCCAUGUGGUGAAAUCAACUUCCCAUUCAGAGUAAAGCUCUUUCACUACUUUUGUCAUUGCACAUAGAAUUUUCUUGACGUUUGAAUCAUGCAUCUUCUUUAGUUCAAUUUCAUUUGAUCGUACAUACGUUGGGUCAGCAACAUGUACACAUUUUAGCAUCAUGUCAAGGAAAUACGAGCACCAUGUAACAUUAACUAGAGCAGGAACUAUAAGAUUAAUAACCUAGUUAAUACGCCGUAAUUUGAUUGCUCCUUACAUAUUAUUUCUGAAAAUAAGAAACUUCGAAACAUAUAUAUUUAUUUGAUGCCAACAAACUUACGGUUCUGCACUCUGAUAUAUCAUAGAAUACUGCAAUCUUCCUAAACUGAUCAAGAAUAGAUCUGCUGGACAUAACAUUUUCAUUUCCUAGAACCAUCAUCUGCAUUCAUUAUAUCAAAUUGCAUUAUUUUCCAUUCAUAUUAAAAAACACACAAUAAUUACUAAUAAUCUAAUGUUAAUAUUUAUAUCUUGUUUAAUUUUAGGAAACUUACAGCGAAGUCGGACUCCAUUAUAUGCCUACACCUUUGCUUCUUUGAUGUGCCAUAAAUCAACAUUUCUAGUUGAACCAAUCUUCUGAUACAUAAAUCAAAUACUUCAUAGCUAAAUGGUUUGAAUAGUACGAGUGUAUCCUUCAAUUCAUUCCCUGUGACCUCUAUGUACCUUGGUUCAUAAUUUAUUAUCCAGCACCUGUUAUAGUUAAUGUAUGAGCUGUAUUAAUAAAUGUAUAUAUUUUGUAUAUGUCAUUCUUUAAAUGCACUAUACUUACACUUCAUUUUCCUCUUGCUUGCUGUGUAGUAUCCAAUUUGAGAAUGUAGCUAGCAUGGCUGAUGAUUUUUGAAGCAUUGUAGUACCGACAAGCACAUGAUUACUUGCCAAUUGACCGUUGCUUACUUUAAUUUUCUCAAUCGGUGAGUCCGUGAACUCUGCUUCAAGUGCUCUUGCAUUUAAGUUAAGGAUAUCUUCUCGCUGAAACAAACGGAAUGCAACAGCUAUUUCUGACAUCCUACUAGCAACUGUUGCUGGUGAAAGUUCAUUCCUUGGUGUUUGUACAUUCUCAAAUCUCGAUAUGUAUUAGAACAUGGUGUUUGUAGUGCAUUAGUUGGUGUUCUUGUUGCAUCCAUAUCUCCUGAAACUAAAAUAUUUGCAAAUUAAUUAGUAUCAACCAGAUAACUAUGGUUGUUGGACUUAUUUCAAUAUAGAAAACACAUGACAUAUAACGUAAUCAUUGCAGAAUAAACUACUAUGAGUUCAUAUAUAUUACCAGCAAUUUGAAACAUUUUGCUUUUGGAUGAGUCGAUUUUUUGGAAGUGCCUGAAUCAUUAAUAGAAAAAACUUAUCAGUAAAUAGUAUGCGUAGCAAAAGUUAAAUUUUGUUGCAAACUACUUACAAUCACUAUUUGAAUCAGCUCCGCUAUAUUCACUUCCAGAAUGCUUUAAACUGUUUAUGCACUUUGGUGGACCUUCUGAUCGAACUUCUACUGCCGGGACAUGCUCAUGAAGCCUCUUUGCUAAUUCAAGGUUAUAAUUUAAAAUGAUUUCCAAAAGAUUGUCUAUUUUGGCAUAUAAAUUAUCCGUUGCUAAUGUUGACAAUGCUUGGUUAUUACAAAUUGGUUGUGCAAUUGAUUUGAACUCAUUCAUAUGUCUUAUGAUCCUAGCACUGUGCCAUCUAAGAUCAAUUAUUUGAGGAAUGGAUAGCUGAUCAAAUAAAAAGUGUUAGCAUUGAAAGUUCAUUCUUCUAAAAUUUAUGUACUAUCCAAAUGUUAGAAUUAUGUACCUUCUUUGGUGUUGUUCCUUGUACAUAAGAAUCCAGGAAAAUAUUGAGUGGGCGCUUUGCAUGACUAGUAGUUUGUACUGUUGCAGGCUUGCUUGUGCCUUGGUAAGGUAUAAAUGGAGGUUUAUUCAUUGUAACAGUUGCAAAAUUGUAUUUAGUAGCAGCUUCGUUACGAACAUUUUGUUUCCUGUUCCUGAAUGACUUUACCUGAUAAACAUAGAAAACAAAUUUGAUUAGUUACACAAAAUCUAAUAAAUUUUAUAUUAUAGCAUACUAAAUAUAAUUGCACCUCAUUAGAUCCAAAAUAAUCAUUAUCAGACUUCUGCCUCACAAGUUCUAUCAUCUUUGACAUCUUUUCACAAUCAAACGCAGAUAUAGUAGGCACUACAUAAUCAGGUAUGUUCAGAAAGCCAAGAUUGAGGCUGUCUAAAACGAAAGCCUGUUGUAUUUUUAUGAAAGCAAAACAAUUAGUUUCAUUGAAUUGUCAAAUGAUAAACUAGAAGAAAGAAAAAAUGAAUAUGCAUCGUACUUAUUUGAAUUAAAUUACUCACCUGCAAGAGUAGCGGGCGGCUAGAAACAUAUUUGAUAGAUUUUUUGGUUUUAAAUUCAUACUGAGCUUUUCUUGCUGCAUUCAUAAUUUCAUCAAUUGCUGCUGAGCAGAAGUUGUAUGAUGGUAUUUCAUUUGGUGUGAGUAGUGAACCCCAGAAAUCUUUGGCACCAUGAUUUGCACUGCUACAAGCUAUUAAGAAAUAACCCAGUAUGAAGCAAACAAAAGAAGUCUUGAAUUGGUCAACCUGUGUUGCAUCCAUACCAUUUGGGUACUCCCUGCUUAUUAUUGUUUCAGCCACCUUCAAGUUGUUCAUCUCUUCAGGAUCGUAUGUAACAGAUCCCAUUGCAAGUCACAAGAAUUUAUUUUCUUGUCUACUGAUUGGCAGUCCAAUCCUCUCAAUAUCUUAGGACCUUUAGGUAUUCUUAGAAUUCUGUGUACAUCAUCAUCAGUUAUUCGCAGCGAAACUUUUCCAGCCUUAUUGUUCUAGUAUCAGGAUCAGUGUUGCAGAGUAGCAGUACUGUGAACUUUCUAUCUAACUUGUUUAUUUAUGGAAGGUCCAACAGUCCUCCAAAAUCCAUAUCUUUCACAAGCUUCCUUUUAUAAUUGUCAAACUUGCUUAUCACUGUUGCAACCUUUUUGCAAGAACUUCUAGGAGUUGCUGCAUCACAUUCAGAAGCAUCUGAAUUUUUAGAAUCAUUGGACGUCCUCUCUGAACUAUGAUCAUGUCCUGACAUGUUGUAGCAAAUCCUAGGAAAUUACAAUAGGUAACAAAUUAGAUUUCUUUCACUUUAAAUGAACUCUGUUUCAAUCAUUUCUUUAAAUAUGUAUAAUGAAAAAUUAUAUGGAUAAAGUUGAUAGACAAUGGUCAAGUAAAAUAUUCCAUUCUUUCUGUGUUAAAUCUAAUUCCAAUAUGCAGGAAAUUAGAUGAGUUAGCUUAGUUGUGGAAUGUAAGAACACAACCUAUUUUUUGGUUAUUUACUAUAUAUAUAUAUAUGUACAUAUCAGUAAAUAUGUUAUACGAUAUAUCUUCAGGAUAUACAUGUUUAUUAAUGUCUUCUAUUUUUCACUCGAUGAAAAUUUACAUUUGUUUUUUAGCGAGCACGUCAAUAAUAUUACACUUACAACUGUAAUUAAUGAAACAAUAUUGGAGUUAACCUUUGUAGUAGCAAGUGAAAUGAUAUAUCACUAAAUAUUCACAUUUCAAUGCAGAACUAAAAUUCUGUACAUAUCACUAAAUAUGUUAUACAAUACUUAUUCAUGAUAUACAUUUCUAUUAUUGUAAUGUGUUUUCCAGUGAAUAAAAAGUGAAAGGUGAUAUACAUGUUUACCAUAUUCCAGCAAACCAUUGUAACAGGAAUUGAAAUACUAUAUCAUUAACUUAACAUAUUUCAGUGUAGAAAAAAAACUAAGCUAUCUUGCAGGCAUUCAACACUUCCGAUUUGAUGGUCCAAAUAAACAUAGAGGUAUGUAGCAGAUUGGAAAAAAAUAGUAAGUUCUGCUCGAACGGAGCAGAAAUAUGUUUGUUCAACAGAAAGAAAAUUUAAGAGAUUGAACUAACUGAAACAGAAUCCUUACUAACCUCUUUUUGUUAAAGAAUCUUGUGUUUCUUCAGAUCAGUACAACUCUAGUUGCCAUCAUAAGCGCCGGGAUCUUUGGAUUGAGACUGGAAGAGAAGUAUCACUCUUUAGCUGAUGCAGUCAAGAGGUAGAAGAAGAACAUCAAUGGCGAUUGAGUGAGAGCUCUGGGUUACAGAGUUCUUGUAUGGCUGUGAGGUUGAGGUAUGGGCAGAGAUAGUGGGAGAGAUGGGUUGCCUAGUACCACGCGUGCUGUGACAGAAGUCGUUGCCUCGGUCUACGAAAUAGAUUGGACAUGGAUAUGACAACACACUACACUGCCUUAAUGGUUAGUACUAUUUGGUAGCAGACAUGUAAAUUUUACACAUUGGCCACCUAGUUAGCAUUCAUAUGUAAAUUCCUUUUGCCAGUAUUAUAUCACAUUAAAAAUUACAUGUCACUGAAACAAGAGACCCAACAGUGAAACUUCUUAUUGUAUGGAGGUGUUAUAUGUGAAAAAACAAGUAGGAGUGUUAUAAAAACAGUUGUCCUGGAUAUUUCCAUUGUCUGGUUUCAAAUUUUGGAGGUACAUUUUGGUGGGAAACUUACCUCUAGAAGUAGUAGUAUAAAAGCCAGGCUGAGACUUGUCCAUGCCCCCUCCCGAUGAAAAUCUUACUCCACAAUGAGCCAGGAAGAGAACAAUGUUGUGGCUCUCUCAGCCUUCACCAAUGGCAGCAUUGAUGCAAAUCCGAUGGAAGAAAAUCUUAGUUUCUCCAAG